This is a messenger RNA of Mesitornis unicolor (brown roatelo), 813 nucleotides long. It is a transcript of the gene MPP2, whose product is annotated as membrane protein, palmitoylated 2 (MAGUK p55 subfamily member 2). The transcript is spliced from 6 exons. Bases 1 to 813 code for a protein of 270 amino acids. The record is from RefSeq and is a predicted model, not a curated record. Gene Ontology annotation, cellular component: plasma membrane; cell-cell junction. NCBI's taxonomy places the organism in Eukaryota, Metazoa, Chordata, Aves, Mesitornithiformes, Mesitornithidae.
AUGGCACUGUCCCCCCAGGCGUGCCACGUGGAGGGGGGCAGCGCGGGGCUGAGUCAGCUGCUGGAGGAGAAGCGCAAGGCCUUCGUCAGGAGGGACGCUGAGAUGGCCCCCGCCACCGGGGCCCUGUGUGGCAGCCUCAGCGGGAAGAGGAAGAAGAGGAUGAUGUACCUGACGACGAAGAACGCCGAGUUCGACCGCCACGAGCUGCUGAUUUACGAGGAGGUGGCACGAAUGCCCCCCUUCCGCCGGAAAACCCUGGUGCUCAUCGGCGCCCAGGGCGUGGGGCGCCGCAGCCUCAAGAACAAACUCAUCAUGGCCGACCAGGCACGCUACGGCACCACCAUCCCCUACACGUCGCGGAAGCCGAAGGACACCGAGAAGGACGGACACGGGUACCGCUUCGUGUCGCGGGGAGAGAUGGAGGCCGACAUCAAGGCCGGGCGGUACCUGGAGCACGGCGAGUAUGAGGGCAACCUCUACGGCACCAAGAUCGACUCCAUCCGCGCCGUGGUGGACAGCGGCAAGAUGUGCAUCCUGGACGUCAACCCCCAGGCGGUGAAGGUGCUGAGAACGGCUGAAUUCGUGCCAUACGUGGUCUUCAUCGAAGCCCCCGGUCCCGAGACGCUGCGGGCCAUGAACCGGGCGGCGCUGGAGAGUGGCGUGGCCACCAAACAGCUGACGGAGGCCAAUGCCAGGCGGACGGUGGAGGAGAGCAACCGCAUCCAGCGCGGCUACGGCCACUACUUCGACCUGAGCCUGACCAACGAUGACCUGGAGCGCACCUUCGGGCGGCUGCGGGGCUGUGUCUACUGA